AUGCCCAGACCGCUUAUUCUCCUCGCCCUUUCAUUGCCCCCACGUAACGUGAAAGAAGUGGUCUGGCUCAAGGAUAGCAAGACAGCUCUACACAUUGCUGGUAAUGUUGAGGUAGUUGAUUAUCUGUUGAAUAGGGGUCUCCACAUUGAAAGUUGUGAUGAGAAUGGCUACACACCAUUUCUAGAGGCAUGUCGUCAUGAUCGUUUACCUGUAGUACAACAUCUCAUUCAAUCAAAGUGCAACGAAGCAGCAAAAACUACUAAUGGAGAGACAGCUCUACACGUUGCUGGUAAUGUUGAAGUUGUUGAUUAUUUAUUGAGCAUUGGUCUCAACGUUGAAGAUCGUGAUAAGGAUGGCUACACACCAUUUCUAAAGGAUGGAGAGACAGCUCUACACGUUGCUGGUAAUGUGGAGGUAGUUGAUUAUUUAUUGAGGAUUCGUCUCAACAUUGAAGAUCGUGAUAAGUGUGGCUUAACACCAUUUCUAGAGGCAUGUCUUCAUGGCAAUUAUGUUCGUUGUAUGUUUGCAUUCAUUGCAGAUGGAGAGACAGCUCUACACAUUGCUGGUAAUGUUGAAGUAGUUGCUUGUUUAUUGGAGAGUGGUCUCAACAUUGAAUAUCUUGAUGAGAAUGGCUACACACCAUUUCUAGAGGCAUGUCGUCAUGAUCGUUUACCUGUAGUACAAUGUCUCAUUCAAUCAAAGUGCAACAAAGCAGCAACAACUAAUAGUGGAGAGACAGCUCUACAUGUUGCUGGUAAUGUUGAAGUUGUUGAUUAUUUAUUGAACAUUGGUCUGAACAUUGAAGAUUGUGAUGAGGAUGGUUACACACCAUUUCUAAAGGCAUGUUGUGAUGGUCAUUUACCUGUAGUACAACGUCUCAUUCAAUCAAAGUGCAACAAAGCAGCAACAACUAAUGAUGGAUCAACAGCAUUACAUCUGAUCUGUUCACAUCUUGAUCUUAAGAAUGACCAUUUAUCAGUUGUGAAGCUGUUGACAUCAUUGAGAGUUGAUGUGUCAGCUAAGAACAAUGCUGGCAAAACUGCAAUGCAAGCAGGAGAAGGAUGGUUGCUGUCAGUUUUUGGCAGUCACAAAAAAAUUCUCUCUGCUAUCCUUUCCCAUCUGAAGGAAUUCAUUGAAAGCACUGUUGCAGUUGAACUUCCGAGUUGUACAAGCUCAACAGCAAUAGCAGCUACUGGUCAUCUCUCGUCACCAGUGACAGGAGGAAUGAGGACUACUACGCCCAUACUACGAUCUCCAACAGAAGUGGCAGAACAGGUAAAUGAGUUAGUCCAACAUCUGAUUCAACAAAUAGAGCAAGUGACACAAGACGGUUUAGCAAAAGAUAGGCAAAUGGUUGAUUUGAGACAACAAAUCACAGAUCUACAGAAGGCACUGAGAGAUGAGCAGUUGCAGAGAGAACAGGUAGUUGCUGGAGAAAGAAGGGAGAAAGAGCAUGCAGUUGCUAGAGAAAGACAGGAGAAAGAGCAUGCAGUUGCUAGAGAAAGACAGGAGACAGAGCAUGCAGUUGCUAGAGAAAGACAGGAGAAAGAACAGGCAGUUGCUAGAGAAAGAAGAGAGAAAGAAGAGCUACAACAACGAUUACAACGAGAGCAAGAAGAAAAACACGAUGUUCAGAAUGAUCUUGAUGAAGCUCGACAACAAAUUGAGCAAUUGAGUGUGGAGAAGGAAAAUGUUCAGCAAUUACUAAAUGAAGCAGAAAUAGAAAAAGGUAACGUUGUAGAGCUGCUUUCAGAUGCCGAUGCUGCAAUUGAACGAUACAAGCAAGAACGAGAAAACGAAGUUUUUAAGAUUCCUUCACGUGACAUUCAAUUGACUGGCACAGAACUAGGACGUGGAUCAUAUGGAGCUGUUUAUGUUGGAUAUUGGGAUGGGUGUCCUGUUGCUGUCAAAUGUUUGUAUGAUGAUUUGGCUGAUGUUGAACGAUAUGUUCAACCUGUGCAACAAGAAGCAUCUGUUGCAUGGAAGAUACAUCAUCCCAACAUUGCUGCUGUUUGUGGUGUCACUCUGGAGAAAGAAGUCAAGAAGGCGUGGGUCAUCAUGGAGUUACAGAGCGGCUCCGUUUCUAGCGUGAUGGAUGCAUGUCAGCGAGAUGCUGCACCUCUCACUGUACGAGAAAAAGUUGACAUGGCACAUGAUUCUUUGUGUGGACUGGAUCACAUUCACUCCAUGCAACCCAUGGAGAUUCUCCACGGUAACAUCUGCCCAAGGAACAUCCUGGUAACUGCAACGAUGAGAGCCAAACUGGGUGAUCUAGGAGCCGCUCGUUUUCAAGAUGCUUCGCUUUCAGCGGGCCUUCUCAGUCUAGAAUACACAGCAAAGGAAAGACUUGAUGCUCCAACUCUACCAAAACGCAAGGAGACUGACAUGUACAGUCUGGGAGUGACACUAUGUGAGCUGUUCACUGCUGUUACUCCAGACCGUAGAAAAAGAAUGGAUCAAGUCUUACUCGUCCGUCAGCUAAAUGUCCGUUCCUUAUGUAAGCACUUGAUGAGAGAUAAUCCUGCCACACGACCAACAGCAGCUGAAGCUCGCAGAAUCAUUAGUUGUAUUCGGGAUACAGACGAAUAUACAGCAUGUCCUCCUAAACGAAUGGUAAAGGGUAAGAUGGAUGGAGUGGCUGAUGUCACUCUUGUUCAUCCCAAUUGGUGAUGUUGACAUGUCAUCGAACCAUGUGGUUGUUUUAUGUUUUUACUUGAUAUCAUUUCUGUGUUUGUAGAAAAGAUUUCCUUAGCAAUAGCAAUGAGCUUAGCUCUGGUUUUGCACGUUGUAUUCUCAAAUUGAGCAGACAAUGUCGAACUAGCAUUUUUCAGUAUUGAUAUUGCUAAUUGGAAGGUUUGAUGUAAUACACUUUGUCUACUGCA
Corticium candelabrum is the source of this 2882-nucleotide messenger RNA. RefSeq names its product ankyrin repeat and KH domain-containing protein 1-like. Gene Ontology annotation, biological process: protein phosphorylation. The record is from RefSeq and is a predicted model, not a curated record. Gene Ontology annotation, molecular function: protein binding; ATP binding; protein kinase activity. The transcript has 19 exons. Lineage: Eukaryota; Metazoa; Porifera; Homoscleromorpha; Homosclerophorida; Plakinidae. The coding region runs from base 1 to 2670 and encodes 889 amino acids.